AUGUGUUUAAUAAUAACAAAUAGGCAAACUGGAUCAAAUAAGUCAAAAAGAUGUUGCAUCAAAGAUUCCAUCAAAAUCAACCAGCACAGGAAGCACUUUAUUACUUCUGUUUUAGUGCCUAGUAUAAUAGUUCAUAAAGGAUCUCCCAUAGUUGCCAGCAAUACUGGUGAAAAUUCCUGUUUGGUUCAGGAUUCAAUAGAACAAACAAUAGUUAAAGAAGAAAAAGAAACAGAAAAUUUAGAAUACGAAAUGAGUUUGGGAGAUGAGUCAGUUGUAGGGCAACAGGGAUCAGCAGCUACGAAUACGAUAACUGCACCAGUUAAUUGUUUGCCAGUUCCACCACCUGUUAGUCCUCCUGUUAAACAGGCUUCACUUAAUUCUUCUCUUAAAAGUGGCAAUAGAAACUUAAUAAAGUCUAACAGUGUUCCUAGUCGCUCUAAAAUGGAUAAAAUAAUAAAUAAACAAGAAAGUUUCGAAACAGAAAAUGGAAUUAUGCCAUCCAUUCAAAGACUACGGAGUAAUCCUAAAGUUAAAUUAUUGCAAAGAAGUCACGCAGUUCGAGAAGAAACAUCUCCACCUCGGAAAAUUGAGCUUACGUACACACCAACAAACAGCGAAAAGUUAUCCGUUAACAAAACAGUCGGAAAUGCUGUGCCUCAGGCAAAUAAUCCCGGUUUUCAAAGUGGUAAUAGUCUUCAAGUAAACAAUAAUCUUAGUAGACCUAAUUCGAGGCACAAGUUAAGACAUCAAGGUUCAAGCCAAGGUAGUUUGGACAAUUCCAGCCCGUGUUUAUCUAGAGGGAUUGAUCUCAAUCAAUUUAUCGCGGAUACAUUAAAUAGAAAUUAUAAAGAUAGAAUGCUUUUGUUGCAAAUCGAACAAGAUUUAAUCUCGCUGAUCAGAGACAAGAGAUCGCAUCAAAAAUUUCCUCUCAUGUCAUCAUAUCAGAGAAUGUUAGUUCAUAGAGUUGCUGCAUAUUUCGGUAUGGACCACAACGUUGAUCAGACGGGACACUGCGUAGUUGUUAGCGUGACGCCUUCUACUCGACUUCCAGAAAUUCGAUUCGGUGAACUUAUUAGAGAUGAUUUUCGUUUUUCUGAGGAGCCUAGACGUUGCAUAUUAAAACGAGAUUCCAGUUCGUUCGAAGAAGGAAUGCAAUUAAGGUCCCCCGAGCGUCAGCUAAGCGGCGACUCACGCCGAUCCAAGAGUUUUGAAGAAAGAGAGGAGGAGUAUGAAAGAGCUCGCAAGCGAAUUUUUAAUCGCGAUGAUGGAUUUUCCGCGUGUUCCCCUUAUCGCACUCACGACAUUAAUUCCAGGAGAAGUUCACACGAAGAAUUACGAUGGCACGAAGAAUCUCAAGCGUGGUCUAGUUCAGACAGUGACAUAUGCACAAAUUCAUUGAAAGGUUCAGUUUCCAAAAGUUAUAGUUUUGGAGGAUAUCCUGGAAUGACUCGAGGAGACAGUAUGAGCUCUUGCAGUUCACGUGCUUUAAUUAAGCAAGCUGAUUCAGUUACGAGUAGCGUUUCAUCGACGAGACUGAGCCCAUCAAGCAGCGGGUAUAAAUCUCAAUCUAUUCGGUCCGAUGUGACAACAUCAACAACCCCAUCACCCAAUUUGGCCAUGACUCAGUGUUCAUUUUCGCCUGAACCAAAUACAGUCGUUUGGGCAGUUUCCUCAUUAACGGCGGUUCCUCCCGGUGCCGUUUUAAUUAAUCCUGCUUCGGGACAACCAUACACAAAUCCCGAUGGUUCUUUGUAUCGUUACGAUCCAGACAAUCCGAUAAAAUUAUGUCCAACAAUAGAGGAAAAUACUUCCACUAUUGGACUUUCUAGUCCUAUUUUAGGUACGGGUGCACCUAGCAAUAUUCCAGAAAAUGUGAUAAAAGAGAAAGCUGUCACUGAGAAAACAACCAAGCCAGUCAAUUUUGAAUCUUCUUUUUCUAAUGUUACCACCGAUAACACAACAACAUUGCUUAUUAAUUCAUCAACCUCUCCCAGCCUUCCGGAGAUGACAAAUAGUGAAAAAAUACCCACCAAAGAUGGCAAAACUCAACAAUCGGAGUCGGCCAGAAUAGAAACAAUCAAAAAAUAUGAACGUCCACUCUAUCAAGAAGAAAGCUCUAAAAAUAACCCUAAUUCUGGGCAAUCAUAUUCUAAUUUUAUAGAAGCAAUGCCGAUUGAAAUUGCUCAAAAUAAUUAUAGUGGAACUGAAAGUGAAAAUGUUAUAUAUAACGAAAACGUAGGAAAUAUGGCGAGCGGAGGUCAAAACGAUGCAAGAGAAUAUUCAGGGCAAAACACCACGACGGUACCCUAUCAAGUUAACUAUCCCACAAAUGUUGGACCUCCUUACACUGGAGAAACGAUGCAUAUGCCUCCCGAAGUAAUUUAUUCGCAGCCAAUCGUUUACGCUUCUGGACAACAAGCCAAUUCUUACGGGAUAGUUCAGCCACCCGUCGGUAAUGGAACGCCUGUUGUCGGUCCACCGCAACCGUCUGUUGCCGCAGUGACUCCAUCCACUGCUACACCAGCCACUAUUGCAUAUGAAUCAAGACAAAACGAUGCAAAUCCAACGUUAGGCGUUCCGGAAUUAAGUAAUUAUUUUGUGGGUUUGAAUGUAGGGAACGAUCAAUCUGCUUCUGCAUCUAAUGCAGCUCCUCAGGUUGGUUACUGGACGUCAUCAGCAAACACUAGUCAAACACAGGGUUCAAAUCAUUCAUCUCAAAUUCAAAUAUAUUAUUUACCCGCAAGUUUACCAGCAGGAACAAUACAUCCAAAAUAUACAACCGAAACUCCAUCUGUGUAUUCAUAUAAUGUGCCUCCAAUGAUGUAUUCAUCGGAAUUGUGUCAAUCUAUGAUGUCGGUACCGAGCACACCUGGUGCGACUGCCAUGUUUCCGGCAUCAUAUUACGCUCCAGCUCCUAAUUCAACGAUACCCUACAGAGCACAGACUCCAUCUACGCCUCCGGCUGUCGCUGCAACCGCGGUAGCACCGAGUUUUCUCGUAUAUCAUCCGCAGCACGGAGCUCCACCACCGCCUCCUCCAAUUCAAUUUGGAAUGAUAAAACCACAACAGCAAGUACCUGCAAUCCGUUCUAGUCCACCUCCGGGGCCUCGAGCGAGGAUGCCGUGCAGCAGAUCAAUGUCGGAAAGAACACGACACGGUUCUUUAAACAUAGAUUCAAAGGCGUCAAAUUUACAUUUUUCGUCUUCUUUGUCAAUGUACGGCCUAAGAUUCGUUCCAGGUGAUUUUCAUUCAAUCGGAAUGAUGAGACCAGUGCCAAACAAUCGAGUAGCUGCAGGAACGGGAAGCUCAAAUUCAAGUCAUCAUCAUCAUCAUCAUCCUGCCAUUUCUCACUGUUCUGGAAAUGAUACAGUUUUUACAGCAUCCAGACCACCGAGGCCGAGAAAACAGCGAUAA
Pediculus humanus corporis (human body louse) is the source of this 3414-nucleotide messenger RNA. RefSeq names its product R3H domain-containing protein, putative. The record is from RefSeq and is a predicted model, not a curated record. Lineage: Eukaryota; Metazoa; Arthropoda; Insecta; Psocodea; Pediculidae. The transcript has 20 exons. The coding region runs from base 1 to 3414 and encodes 1137 amino acids. Gene Ontology annotation, molecular function: nucleic acid binding.